CCCUCCAUGGCUUUGUCUUUAGAGUUUUGAGGGCUGUAGCCAGUGGGCGGGCUGGCCCACACUCAGGAAUGUGCUCUGGCUCCUGGUUAAGCAAUGAAUUGACAUGGCACUGUGGGGGACAGUUGGGAUAGGGAAGGUUCCCACAGACACUACCCUCUCCCUCUAGGCAGAUGUGGGAACAGACAGGAAACAGUAUCUCUCGCCCAAGCUGAGCAGAGCCUCUGGAUGGGACACUUGACAAGCUGAGUGGCUAGUGCAGACAUUCUCUCUCUGGCCCUCAUUUUUUUGUUGUUGUUGGUAUCAAGCAGGGGGUAUAGAGAUGGGAGAGGGCCAUGCUCAGUGGGAAGAGAGAGUGAGGGAUGCUGGGAAGGUACUGAGACUCGGAGAGAAAGUCCAGCCCAGGGCUCUUCUGCCCUGCAAGCCUGUUGAGUCUGCUCAAGAAAGCACCUCAGUGGGGGCCUCGCUCCUCCAGCUGCCUCCCAUUUGAACAUCCUGAGGCCAGGGAAAGACCAGACCCAAACCAGGCCCCCAAGAGGAAGAGGCUCACCAGCACAGACAUAGUCCUGAGUACCACUGCACCCAGGGAGGCAGGCUAGCAGCCAGUGUGCCUCGGAGCCGCAGAAGUGAGGGUACCCAGACAGGACAUCCUCACCCUCUGGAGGUCUAAGGUUGUGUUUCCGGGUCACCCUGUCCCAGGGUGGAUGACGCAGUAGCACUGGGUGCCAGGGAUUAGACAUGUGGCCCGUCUCCUCACCCCCUUCCCAUGUAUGGGUGAGGCUGUGCCGGGCUGUGAUAAAUGGUCCUGAGUGGCUGGCUUGCUCCACUUCCCUGUACCAUGUGGGGCCUAGACUGAGCUGCUGCCAGCCUAGAUGGAACCAGCUGAGAGUAUGGGGCUGGGGGAUGGAGCUCCACCCUGCAGGAGACACCCUGACCCUGAGCUGUGGGGAGCCAGGGAAGUGGCAAGCGAGCCCUCCGCCAGCCCUGUGCCCCAAGUUCUCCUGGGUUCGGCAAGCAUCGCACUCCCCAUGGCACCGGGAUGAGGAGCCCCCUGGGUGCUGUGGGGCCACCAGGAAAGACCCUGGGACCAACGGGCAGUGAAAGAGUUAACAGCAGCAGCCGGCCCUUCUCUUCGAGAAAAAACUCCCUGUAGAUGCCUGGCCUGCCUCCAGGGCCGAGCUGUAGGAGCUAAAAACUGGAAGUUCAGACCUGUGGCCAGCUCUGCCUCUGUAGCAAGCGCCGGAGGAGGGCGGCAGCCUGGCCGCUGUGUCUGUCCGUCUGUUGUCUGUCCCUCCAUAAACCCAUGUGGCUGGCUGGCUGGCUUCCUGUUGGUCCUUCGUAAACCUGCUUACCCACCUAUCUGUAAGCCUAUCUAUUAUCUUUUCUACCCAGUUGUCUGGCCUGUGUGAUAACUUCUAUCUCUGGACCCACUGGUUUAGUUUUUUUUUUUUUCCUCCCAAUCUAUCUGAUUGCCUGAGUUUACCUGGAGAGUUUCUUUUCCACUUGUCUGCCAGUUUGUUCCUCUGUCUGUCCACCGCCCUGUGUGCCCACCUGCCUCCCCUCUCUCCCUGGACCCCUGAGCCAUGGCCUGGAGUCACAGGGCCACAGUCUGCCUGGUCCUGCUAGGUCUGGGUCUGGGUCUGGGUCUGAUUGUGUUGGCGGUGGCCCUUUCUCAUCAUCGCGCCCCCUGUGGCCCCGAUGCCUUUGCCCGCGCUGCCGUAGCUGCUGACUCCAAGGUCUGCUCAGACAUUGGACGGGCCAUCCUCCAGCAGCAGGGCUCGCCUAUGGAUGCGGCCAUCGCAGCCUUGAUCUGUACCGGUGUCGUGAACCCACAGAGCAUGGGCCUGGGCGGAGGGGUCAUCUUCACCAUCUACAACGCAACAACAGGGAAGGUGGAAGUCAUCAAUGCUCGGGAGACAGUGCCAGCCAGCCAUGUCCAAGGCCUGCUAGACCAGUGUAGAAAGGCUCAGCCACUGGGCACAGGGGCCCAGUGGAUCGGGGUUCCGGGGGAGCUCCGUGGCUAUGCCGAGGCCCACCGCCGGCAUGGCCGCCUGCCUUGGGCUCAACUUUUCCAGCCCACCAUCACUCUGCUCCGGGAGGGUUUCCGUGUGCCCUCGGUCCUCAGCCAGUUCCUCAACAACAGCUUCCUGCGGCCCUCCUUGUAUUCAUCAACCCUGAGACAGCUCUUCUUCAAUGGGACAGAAACCUUGAGAUCUCAGGACCCAUUUCCGUGGCCUGCACUGGCCAACACCCUGGAGACCGUGGCCACGGAGGGUGCGGAGGCCUUAUACACAGGGAGGCUGGGCCGAAUGCUGGUGGAGGACAUUGCCAAGGAAGGAAGCCAGCUGACAGUUCAGGACCUGGCAGCCUUCCAGCCUGAAGUGGUGGCUCCCCUGGAGAUGCCCCUAGGAAACUACACCCUGUACUCACCACCACCACCUGCAGGGGGUGCUAUUCUUAGCUUCAUUCUCAACGUGCUGAAAGGUAAGACCUUCUCAGGCCUCUUCUCUCCCCUCCAGUUCUUCUCUGCAGGGCGCCUGAGCUCCCAGUUCAUCCCUGACUUUGGGGAACACAUUAGCUUUCUGUCCCUAUGCUCUGGUGUGCUGGAAGGCAAUACGGUAAAGGAUCCCGAGAGGCUGCAGCCCUUGGGGUUGGGAGCCAAGGCUCCAAGUUCAGACUCCACCUUAACAAUCUGCAGCUUUGGAGCAAUGGUGUACUCACCUCGGACAGGCAUCCUCCUUAACAACGAGCUACUGGACUUGUGCUGGAGGCAUGUAGAAGGUUCCGCGGUCACUCCUCCGCCUGUUCCAGGUGAGCGCCCACCAUCUUGCAUGGUUCCCUCCAUCCUGGUCAACAAGGCCCAGGGAUCCAAGCUGGUGAUUGGUGGGGCUGGCGGGGAGCUCAUCAUCUCUGCUGUGGUCCAGACCAUCAUGAAUAAGCUGUGGCUUGGCUUUGACCUGACAGAAGCCAUUGCAGCCCCCAUCCUACAUGUGAACAGCCAGGGCCACGUGGAGUAUGAACCCAAGUUCAACCAGGACGUGCAGAAGGGGCUACAGGACCGGGGCCAGAGCGAGAGCCCACGGCUGUUUUUCCUGAAUGUGGUCCAGGCUGUGUCCCAGGAAGGACCCUGUGUCUAUGCGGCAUCUGACUCGAGGAAGGAUGGAGAGGCUUCGGGAUACUAAGACGGCUUUGCCCCGAGCUAGGAUCUGACCCACUAUGAGUUCGGUGCCUCAGACAGAGGAGGCUGGAGGUCCAAGUGCUCCAGGACCUGGAUCCUUUGCUGCGAGAUCAACCUGGGACAGAAAAGGACAGGGACCAGCUCGGCAGAUGAACAAUGGGAGCGGGAAGGAUUGACUUGUUUGUGGUCCCUUCCCGACACCGCCUGUGGCCCUGCUCUCCCUCUUCUAGCCUCAUGCCCAUCCUCUAAAUGGUCUCCCUACCAGUCCAGGAUUAAAGAGGAGCCAAACUGUGGACUGAUUUAGCGGUUCUACGCAGGUAAAGGGACACUCAGCGCCCUGUGACAUGCAAUACACCUCAGACUCCUAUGGUCCUUCAUGACUCACCAUCAAGGCUCAGAGAUGGGCCAGGUUUCAUAAGGCUCAGAGAACAGAGGCCACUCACCCCAACUCUGUUCAAGCUACAGUGUGUUUGGGGGCUUUGCAGUGUGUCUGGCCCCCAUCUUACCUGCCAGUGAGAAGGCGGUAGUGUGGCUUGUAGUACUCACCCUCAACUCUUGUGAGGUCCUUCUCCACUCCAGGAAAAGAUUGGAUGAAGCAAAACUUGAGAGCCCUUGCUCUGGUCUUAACAUACCAUGUUCUUGAGACUAGGGCUCAUUCUUGGUAGCACUGAUAUGUAGGAUGAAAUAAUCCUGUGUUGUGUGGAGCUGUCCCCACAUUGCACACCCUUGACACAACAGCAUCCCCUCACAUACCCCCCAGAUGCAACAGCCCAAACUGUCUCUGGACGGGGCUGCAGCAUCCCUGGCUGAGAACUGCUGCUCCGGAUGGGUGGGAAACUGCCAGAGAUGGCUUUGCAGGCUGUCCAGUACGGUGCCCAUGAUAGAGGUCUCCCUAGAGGGACCUAAGGAUCUUGCAUCACACUGACUCCUGGGAGCAUCAGGUACUUCUGUAUCAACUCAAGGGUCAGCAGGAGUUGCUUUAGUAAGUACAGAAUUUGACAACAACCUGCAUGGCUUAUGUAUCUUAAAGAAAUCCAUCGCUCUGGUUCAACAGUUUAAGAGCUUUUUUUCUAGGACCUAGUUUUGAUUCCCAACACCCACAUGGUGGUUCAUCACCAUCUAUAACUCCAGUUCCAGGGGAUCUGAUGGCUGUUUCUGACCUCCACAGGCACCAAGGAUACAUACAGGCA
Molecule: messenger RNA, 4365 nt
Organism: Peromyscus maniculatus bairdii (prairie deer mouse)
Lineage: Eukaryota; Metazoa; Chordata; Mammalia; Rodentia; Cricetidae
Source: RefSeq, a predicted model, not a curated record